Molecule: messenger RNA, 4025 nt
Organism: Brassica napus (rape)
Lineage: Eukaryota; Viridiplantae; Streptophyta; Magnoliopsida; Brassicales; Brassicaceae
Product: disease resistance protein RPV1
Exons: 5
Coding region: 154-3675 (1173 amino acids)
Biological process (GO): signal transduction; defense response
Molecular function (GO): ADP binding; ATP hydrolysis activity; protein binding
Source: RefSeq, a predicted model, not a curated record
ACAAUAGUGCCCGCCCCCACCACACACACACGUAAGAAACACGCAAUGCAGAUGCUCUACAAGACAUCUCGCUGCUUCCUCUCCCAAGACUUCAAGAAGACAUUGAAAUUCUUGUCUUAAACAGUUGACUUUUAGAAGGAAGGAAGCUCGGAGAUGGAGGCUGCGGUUCUAUCGAAGCCGCAUAGGCUCAAGUACGAUUUCUUCCUCAGUUUCCGAGGCGAAGACACGCGUCAUACCGUCGUAGAGCGUCUCUACAACAAACUCCACGAGAAGGAGAAGAAAGCCCGUAUCUUCCGCGACAACGAAGGUAUGGAACGAGGGGAAGAGAUCAAUCCAAGCCUCAUCGCAGGCAUAGAGGACUCCGCCGCCUCGCUCGUCGUCUUCUCCCCUUGCUACGCUGACUCUCACUGGUGCCUUGAUGAGUUAGCUACGCUCUGCGAUGUGAGUUCAUCGCUCGAUCGUCCCAUGAUACCAAUCUUUUACAAGGUCGAUCCCAACCAUGUACGCAAACAGAGCGGUCGUUUCGUGGAGGACUUUGAAACACACGCCAUAAGGUUUACCAAGGAAGAGAUGCAGCGAUGGAGAGGAGCUAUGAAAAUAGUUGGAAAUCUCCCUGGAUUUAUUUACAGAGAAGGAGAAAAUGAGGAUGAGAUGAUAGGGCUUGUGGUGAAGAGGGUUUUAGCUGAGAAGAAUAAUACACCAGAGAAAGUUGGAGAGUACACCGUUGGCCUGGAGUCACGUGUUGAUGAUUUGAUGAAUCUGGUCGACUUUAAAUCUAGUUGUGACGUUCAAAUCCUGGGGCUUUACGGUAUGGGUGGUAUUGGGAAAACGACCCUUGCAAAAGCCUUCUAUAACAAGAUCGUUGACAACUUCAAGGAGCAACGAGUUUUCAUCUCAAAUGUUAGAGAAAGAUCGUCAGGACAAGAUGGUUUGGUCAAUCUACAAAAGACUUUGAUUACUGAACUGCUUGGUUUGGUACCUGAGAUAGAAGAUGUUGACAGAGGGCGGGAUAUGAUAAGAGAAGAAGUUCAUGAGAAGAAGAUUCUUGUGGUUUUAGAUGAUAUUGAUAACGUAGACCAAGUUGAUACCUUAAUUGGUGAAAGAAGUUGGUAUGGUGAAGGAACUCUUAUAGUCAUCACUACCAGAGAUGAAGAGAUUCUCAAUAGACUCUCUGUGAGCUUAAAGUAUGAGGUCAACUGCUUGAGUGAAGAGCAAGCAGUGAAGCUGUUUAGUUACCAUUCACUACGAAAAGAAAAGCCAACAGGGAGUCUAAUCAAGUUAUCUGAGAAUAUCGUCAAGAUAACUAGAUUGUUGCCACUAGCUGUUGAAGUGUUUGGUUCUCUUUUUUAUGACAAAAAGGAAAAGGAAUGGCUAGUUCAGCUAAAGAAGCUGGAAUAUACUAAACCAAAUGGUCUUCAGGACGUUCUGAAGCUGAGUUUUGACUCUUUAGACGAUGAAGAGAAGAAAGUCUUCCUCGACACUGCGUGUCUCUUUCUUAAAAUGGACAUGACGAAAGAGGAAGUUCUUGACGUACUGAAAGGAUGUGGGUUUACCGCUGAGGCUGCUCUCAAUGUUCUUAGACAGAAGUCUCUUGUCAAGUUCUUAGCAGACAAUACUCUUUGGGUGCAUGAUGAGAUUCGAGACAUGGCAAUGCAGAUGGUCCGUGAAGAAAGCCUUGAGGAUCCUGGAAAGCGAAGUAGACUCUGGGACCGUGGUGAAAUCAUGAGUGUAUUGAACAGUAUGAAGGGAACAUCAUCCAUCAGAGGAAUUGUAUUAGACUUCAAGAAGAAGUUUGUGGGGCAGAGCAAUCUACAAAACAAUCCAGGCCUCAGCUCUGCGUUUAGUUACCUGAAGAAUGUAUUUGUAAGAUGUCCUACAAGCUCUGAGAUCACCAUUCCUGUAGAGCAUUUUGCGCCAAUGAAGAAGUUGAGACUUCUUCAGAUUGAUCAUGUGGAACUGCAAGGAAAUCUUGAACUCCUUCCAUCUGACCUCAAGUGGAUACAGUGGAGAGGCUGCCCAUUAAAAGAUGUUCCAGCGAGUUUUCUUUCUAGGCAACUCGCAGUUCUUGAUCUUUCAGAUAGUGGAAUAAGACGAGUCCAUACUUUGGGAAACAAAAAGGAGGAUGAGAAGUUGAAGGUAUUAAAUUUGCGUGGUUGCCACAGCUUAGAAGCCAUUCCUGACUUAUCAAAACAUAUAGCCUUGGAGAAGCUUGUUUUCGAGGGAUGCAAGCUUCUCGUGAAGGUUCAUGCAUCAGUUGGUAAUUUGAGAAAAUUACUUCAUCUGGAUUUAAGAAACUGUCCAAACCUCACUGAGUUUCUUUUGGACUUUUCUGGACUGAAGCAUCUUGAAAAGCUUUACCUCUCUGGCUGUUCAAGUCUGAGUGUGUUACCAGAAAGCAUCGGUUACAUGCCGUGUUUGAAAGAGCUUCUUCUUGAUGAAACUGCGAUAAAGAACCUACCGGGAUCAAUUUUUCGCCUCGAAAAACUUCAAAAGCUUAGCUUAAAGAGUUGCAGAUCUAUUCAAGAGCUACCUAUGGGGAUAGGAACAUUGACAUCACUGGAGGAGCUAGAUCUUAGUAGCACUUCACUGCAAAAUCUUCCGAGUUCUAUUGGAUAUUUAAAAAAUCUCCAGAAGCUGCAUGUGAUGCACUGUGCGUACCUUACUAAGAUUCCUGAGACUAUCAAUAAGCUUAUAUCAUUACAAGAGCUGAUCAUCGAUGGAAGCGCAGUGGAGGAGCUACCUCUAAGCCCUGGCUCACUGCCAUGUUUGACUAUUUUUUCAGCAGGAGUAUGCAAAUCGCUGAAAGAGGUUCCUAGUUCAGUUGGGUGGUUAAACUCUCUUCUCCAACUUAAGCUGGAUAGUACACCGAUUACAACUCUACCAGGAGAGAUAAGUCACUUGCGGUUUAUUCAGAAACUUGAGUUGAGGAACUGCAUAUCAUUGAAAUCUCUGCCUAGUACGAUUGGAGAUAUGGAUACACUCCAUAGCUUAUACCUUGAAGGCUCUAACAUUGAAGAACUGCCGGAAGGAUUUGAAAAUCUGGAGAACCUAGUAUUACUCCAAAUGAACAAGUGUAAGAAUCUCAAGAAGCUUCCUAACUCAUUUGGAGACUUGAAAUCUCUUGGCCAUCUCUACAUGGAGGAAACUAUGGUCAUGGAGUUGCCAGAAAGUUUUGGAAACCUCUCAAACUUAAGGGUAUUGAAAAUGAUGAAGAGUGAUGAUGCUCCAGGUACAUGCGAAAAAUCUAGUUUUGUAAUACCAAACUCUUUCUCAAAUCUCUUGUUGCUUGAGGAACUGGAUGCUCGUGGUUGUGGAAUAUCUGGUGAAGUCCCUGAUGUUUUUGAGAAGCUUUCUUCUGUGAAGAUACUGAACCUGGGAAAUAAUAAGUUUCACAGUCUUCCGUCUAGCCUCAAGGGGUUAUCAAGUCUUAAAGAACUUUCAUUGUGCGACUGUCAAGAGCUCAAGUGUGUUCCUCCUCUUCCAUGUAUCUUGGAGAUGCUAAACUUGGCAAACUGCUUUGCAUUGGAGAGUAUAUCCGACCUAUCAGAGCUGACGAUGUUGCGUGACCUCAAUCUCACAAACUGUAAGAAAGUGGAUGAUGUUCCAGGCAUAGAGAACUUGAAGGCUCUGAAACGGUUAGAAAUGAGCGGAUGUAAUUUCCAAGUGCACCGUUGAAGUAAAGAAAAGACUGUCCAAGAAUCCUAGCUUGUCUGGAAACAUAACCCCGGAAUGGUUCUCGCAGGGCCCUGUCAGGUUUUUUUAUGAAGGUGAAGCCAGCUCAGAAGGCGACUCUACUCAUACAUGAUCUGCUACCAGAGAGAGUAAGAAACUGCACACAAACUGUUAACAAAAAGACAAAACGAAUGUGUUCUCCAUCCUUGAAGACAUGUGUUUUGGCUGUUGUGUUUUUUUUCUUUAAAAGUAUUUUCCUUCUUCCUCUUCAGAGUGAACAGAAUCAACUGGAUAAAUCGGUUUCUGUUUGAUCUGCCAGAUGAAAAUUUACUCAAUACAAGAAAAUUGACCUU